AUGGCUUCUUCUGUCUCGGAAGACAAUGGAUGCGCCCAGAUCUAAUAAUAGCGUAAUACGAAUAAAACUAAGGCGUAGAAUUACGCACCACGAGCACUUGGGACUUAGCCUCCUCACUCUACUGAACGUGCUCUCCAAACUCAAAAUUUGGAAAUACAGUCUAGACCUCUCUGUUGACUUAACUUAACCUUCUACUUUAGAUUUAUUCGACAAUUUGUGGCCACAAAGUGGCUUCGCUGGACAAUAAUUUGCACAAUCUCGGGUAGGUCCAAUAUUGCUGGAAGCAGACUGAAAAUAGACCCGAUUGUGACCGUAACAGCAGUCGUAUCUGUAAUUCAACAACGGCAAAUCAAAUUAGAAUAAUAAUUUUGGGAAACGAUGAGGUGGGGCCUACUUUCUGCCACUCUUACCUCGAAACUGCUACUCUUGUUCAUUGCAGUAAAAGCAGACAAGCUGCCUCCAGGUGGAGUGUCGACUUUUGGAAAGCUAUUCUACGCUACCUUUCCUGAAUCACUAGCCAAAACGGAAAUACACUGUUUGCUGUAUACCAAAGAGUUUACAAUAUUUAAUGUGAAACGUUCAACACUAGGGCAUGGCGGCAACGAAACUACUACGUACCCACUGACAAACGAAAAGCCAACCACUGUUGUCUUCUACAAACCUCGUCUUAGAUUUUUUCACCCCCGGACACACUCAUUCACUGACAUAUUGCAAGGACAGUACCCGUUCCAGGUCACGUGCUACUCGGUCAAUGCUCAAGGUAUUCCACACGCAGCCAUGACAGUUGUACCGGCGGAAGGAUUGGGCAAGGUCUACCUCGUUCCGAUAAUACUUUAUCUCACCUCCUUCCAAAUUUUCAAUGGUGAUGUUGAACUCAUUUUAACUAUUAGAGAAACGUACAUCACACCAGAUGGCUCUGAGAAAAAUUAUGUCUCCAUUCGAGAUCCCAAUCUAGAACAAUAUUUUUUAAAAAGUUUUGAAACUCUGAGCGUUCAAUACUGCAACAAUAAUGAUAGAGACAAAUUAAAAGCCUAUACAAUAAAAGGAGAACACGCAUUUGGAGUUGUUACUGGAACUUGCUUACAAGAAUCUGACCAUCCAAAUGCCACCCGGUGCCAGCCAGACUCUGCCCUUGAUAUGCUGCUGCCCUUGACGGAAUAUUUUACAUUUUUUAUUGUCGCUAUACCUCGAAAUUUUUCUGCCAACAUUUCUGUUUCGUUUACCGGCAUCACAGAAAUCUUCGUCAAUAACGAUCGUAUCGGAGUGUCCCACAAGCAGGAAGCGUCUAGAAAUCUCGGCGAAUAUAAGGGAUUGCAUGUGAUAAUACUUUCCAAGCCAGCCUACUUGGCUGUUGAACUUUAUGGCCCGUGUCCAUUUGAUAAAAGCAGAAUAUGGAGAGUAAUGACCUUCUCGGUACUGCCACGAUCGGUUUAUAUAGAUUCGUAUAUUUGGGCGACUGCGUUUCAUAAAAGCCAUGAGCAGUACAUUCUGGUUGUAUACAAAGUUCCACAUCAGUUUAAUAUACUAUUAGAUGGAUUCAGCAUAUACAGAAUACUGGGCCCAGCGAGAUAUGACGAGACGGUCCGACAACGUUUUUACUUCGCGUCUGUGGAACUUGAUUGCACCCCUGGACGGCACCAACUCUACAGCAUCAACGCCCAGAAAUUCGGGGCUUACUUGUAUGGUUUUGAAAAGUACACGCAGUCCAAACUCUUUAUGACUCCACUCGGCUUUGUGUCACAGCCUGGAGUACAAUUGGCGGAGUGGAACCACACUCACUUGACAUGUGAAGCGGACUAUAACAAGAAGGCCUAUAGCAACGCCGAGGGAGACCUCAUUGAUAACGAUUGUGACUCGGUUGUGGAUGAAGAAUUAAUGGACGGAAAAGAUAAUGAUAAUGAUGGGAGCAUCGACGAGGAUUUAGCGGCGCCAUUUAUACGCAAUGGCGAGUGGUCUACUUGGGAACCCUGGCAGUGUGAAAAUGCCAAUGAAAAGGUGAAAAACAGGGAAAGAUUUUGCAACAAUCCCCCUCCAAUAAACGGUGGCUUUUUCUGUUACGGAAAUGCGUCUGAUACAAGUUCGGCCAAUUGCACGCAUCUCAUCGAUGGAAUAGCGGACGGGCAAAUGAUCAUUAUAGCUGUGAACUGUUUGUGUGAGGAAAAGUCCAUUUUGAUGGCAAACAUAACGAGAGAGUGCCAACCACCUGAUAAAGGAGGUGUACCAUGUCUAGGAGAAACACAACUUAUAUAUCCGCAUGACUCUUGUCUAAAGGGCUGCUAUAGAAAGGAAAUCUGCAGCUUCGAAAGAGUUUACAACAUAGAGACCAGAUUGGAUCGAUCAUAUGCAAGGGCCUACAAUAACACAAGCCUAGAAGACUGUACAUUUUUAUGCUCGAAUGUCCCUGAUUGUCAAGGUUUCGUCCUCUGGUUUAACAUUCCUGACAAACCUUUUUGUUGGUUGUAUCAUCGCCUGUCAAGCGGCAAGGAACUACCUUUAUAUAAUACGUACAUACAGAGAUGCAACAUGGUUUGUGAAGCUGGAUAUCAAGCGAUUGUAAGUAAUUUGAGGGACCAAGCUACGUGCACCAAAUGCCCGUUGGGUACAUAUAAGAGUUUGACAUCUGCCAAUCCAUGCCGGUCCUGUCCAGCCCACAAGACUACUGCCGUUGGUGGAAGUACAGGCUCAGAAGAUUGCAUUGUUGUCUCCUGCGAUCCUGGUUUUUACUUGAUGUACGAAACUACUUGCAAGCCUUGUAAAUUGAAUACUUACAAACAAGUCAAAGGAAAUCAGAGCUGCCUUCCAUGUCCGACAGAUAAAUUCACGACCAAUGUUGGGAGUACACAUGUUAACAACUGCACCAUCAUUCUGGCUACUACUGCAUUGAAGACAACUACUAGCACAACACCGUCAACUACAAUGACACCAUUCUCUACGCCAACUGCACAACCGAAGCUGACCAUAGUCCUUACAACCUUUAUACCAAUGACACUGAAAAAGAAAUAUCCUGGUAAGUGGGGAGGCUGGUCUGAAUGGAGCUGCUUAAAGAACUGUACAGUCAAGUCUAUUGUAAGAACCAGACUAUGUCUAGAUCCGCCCGAAGGACCAAGAGACUUUGAGUGUCCAGGUUUUGCGUAUCAGCUGGGCAAAGACGCAGGCUGCAAUUUGAUAUGCGCCACAAAUUGUCCUCAUGGUUUCUGGGGCUUCAAUUGUUCCAAGACGUGCCCACAAUGUGUCUCAGACUGCGACAAGGAGACGGGCAUAUGUACUAAAUGUGUACCAGGAUUCAGACAUCCAAUCAAGCAUUGCACUGACGCUUGUGGUGAGAUGACGUAUGGGGCUGAAUGUACCGGUGACUGCGCCAAGAAAUGUGCUGGACAGGACUGUAUUGAAAGAGUAGAAGGGACCUGCCCAUCGCAAUCCAUCUGGCGGAGUAAUUGGUGGUUAGUCGCAUUGGUUCUUCUAAUCAUUCCAAUUAUUAUUUUGGCCAGAGUAAGUGGUCGAAAGGCGAGGGAGCAGUAUGAAAUCGCAGAGGCCAUUGAGAUAUUUGGUGGCGAAGACAAUGCAGACAAUGUUGAAGUUACGCAAAGCGAGAUUUCCAAACCAAAGAGCCUUGUCUCCCAACAGACAGAAAUCUCAAGGAUCUUUGAAAGCAAAACAUCUCUGAGCACGUCCGUCUAACAUUUGGGAUUUUCCAACCACAGCGUGUUCCUUAUUCUGUAAAUUAUGUUGUAAAUUAUGUGCUAAGCCUAUUUUAGAUGGACAAUAGGGGGACCUACGUGACGUGCUAGGGGUAAACGUACGGACAUAUAAUCGAUAACUUCCUUAGUUGUUAAAAGGAGAUAAUUACAGUGUAUCUGAGUUUUAGUACAUUUUAGUUAAUUGGUAGAACUAAUUAAAUAUUGUUAUGUGCUAUGUUAUUGUUGCAAAUCAAUAUAUAUAUAU
Molecule: messenger RNA, 3942 nt
Organism: Biomphalaria glabrata
Lineage: Eukaryota; Metazoa; Mollusca; Gastropoda; Planorbidae
Exons: 30
Coding region: 379-3678 (1099 amino acids)
Source: RefSeq, a predicted model, not a curated record